This is a messenger RNA of Trichosurus vulpecula (common brushtail), 2368 nucleotides long. RefSeq names its product male germ cell associated kinase (gene MAK). Gene Ontology annotation, cellular component: cilium; nucleus; cytoplasm. The record is from RefSeq and is a predicted model, not a curated record. The transcript has 14 exons. Gene Ontology annotation, biological process: intracellular signal transduction; intraciliary transport; cilium assembly. NCBI's taxonomy places the organism in Eukaryota, Metazoa, Chordata, Mammalia, Diprotodontia, Phalangeridae. Bases 110 to 2044 code for a protein of 644 amino acids. Gene Ontology annotation, molecular function: ATP binding; protein serine/threonine kinase activity.
CUAACAACGUUUUGAAGGAAAAGAAAGAUUUUUUUAAAGAAGCAUACAAGUUUCUUCUCUACAAGUAAAUGAUUUAAUUUCAUAAUUGUGGCUGCAUCCAUUUUCCAAAAUGAACCGAUAUACAACUAUGAGACAACUAGGAGAUGGCACCUAUGGGAGCGUACUUAUGGGAAAAAGCAAUGAAUCUGGAGAGCUGGUGGCUAUAAAAAGGAUGAAAAGGAAAUUCUAUUCUUGGGAUGAAUGCAUGAGCUUGAGAGAAGUUAAGUCUCUGAAGAAACUAAAUCAUGCCAAUGUGAUUAAAUUGAAAGAAGUUAUCAGAGAAAAUGACCACCUUUAUUUUGUGUUUGAAUACAUGAAGGAAAACCUCUAUCAAUUAAUGAAGGACAGAAACAAGUUGUUCCCUGAGUCAGUCAUCAGAAACAUCAUGUAUCAAAUUUUGCAAGGACUAGCUUUUAUCCAUAAGCACGGAUUUUUCCAUAGAGAUAUGAAGCCAGAAAAUUUGCUUUGUAUGGGUCCAGAACUUGUGAAAAUUGCUGAUUUUGGUCUUGCAAGAGAAUUAAGAUCACAACCACCAUAUACUGAUUAUGUCUCCACCAGGUGGUAUCGUGCCCCAGAAGUUUUGUUAAGAUCUUCAGUGUAUAGUUCUCCCAUUGAUGUGUGGGCUGUUGGGAGCAUAAUGGCUGAACUAUAUACAUUGAGACCACUUUUCCCAGGGACAAGUGAGGUAGAUGAAAUCUUCAAAAUUUGCCAAGUGUUAGGGACCCCCAGAAAGAGUGACUGGCCAGAAGGGUACCAACUUGCAUCCUCUAUGAAUUUCCGCUUUCCACAAUGUGUUCCGAUAAAUUUGAAAACUCUAAUUCCCAAUGCAAGUAGUGAAGCUAUACAACUUAUGGGCGAUAUGCUGAAUUGGGACCCAAAAAAACGGCCAACUGCAAGCCAGGCUUUGAAAUAUCCAUAUUUUCAAGUUGGUCAAAUAUUAGGCCCUCCACCACAGUACUUGGAACCAAAGCAACCUGUGAAUAAACAACAUCAGCCAAUAGAGCCAAAACAAUCCUUUGUUGAAUUAGAUCUUAAACCUCCACCAAAUGACCAGGCCCAUUCACAUGCCCAACAGAAAAUUAGCCAUCAGCCACUACAACAAAUUCAGCUGCCACAGAACUUGCCUUCCCAGCAGCCUUCAAAGCAUCAGCCUCACCAAAAACAACAGGAACCAUUAUUUCCAAGUAUCAUCAAAAACUCAUCACCUCACAAUGUUGCAGUAGGUCAUAAAAAUGGUAGAAGACGUUGGGGUCAGACUGUGUUCAAGACUGGAGAUAGCUGGGAAGAUAUUGAUGAUUCUGAUUUUGGAGUCUCCCAUUCCAAGAAGCCCAGCAUCUCUGUUCCAAAAGAAAAGAAGAAAAAGGAUUUGGCAUUUAGUGUACCAGAACCCAAACCCUCAGGCUUCAGUCAGUCAGGUGGGGAAAACAGGAGUUUGCCUGCUGCUAUCUUAAAAAAUGACCCUGACUUUUCAUCUGGUUCAGCUGCCAAACAGUACUACUUGAGACAAUCAAGAUAUCUUCCAGGUGUCAAUCCUAAGAAUGUGUCUUUGUUGACCCAUGGAAAAGAAGGAAAUCCAUAUACCUGGAAUAAUUCACUAUUUUCCAAACCACUGGGGCCCAUUGGUGCAGGACUUGCUUUCAAAAGGUCUAAUGCAGAAGAAAGCAUAAUUAAACCAAUUGAAAAGCUAUCAUGCAAAGAAAUGUUACCUGAAAAAAUAGAGGAAGCAAAAGGAAAUUUUGGAAGUUAUACUACUUAUAAUCAGCCAGGAUAUAUCCCUUCAUUUCACAAAAAAGAAGUUGGCUCAGCUGGCCAGAGGAUACACUUAGCACCUCUUGGUCCCACAACUUCAGAUUAUGCCUGGAACACAAAAACUGGUCGUACCCAGUUUUCAGGCCCUACCUACAAUCCUACAGCAAAAAAUAUAAAUCUUUUAAAUCGUGCACAUCCAGUUCAUUCAGUACAUGGAAGGACAGACUGGGUGGCCAAAUAUGGAGGCCAUCGGUAGAAGGGUUGUUUCACAAUGCCCUCCUUGUUCUGGUACAGUAUGUUCCAUUGCUAUACUCCGGGAAAUGUCUACAAAUGUUUAUUUCCACUGAUUUCUGGGAGAGAUAUGCAACAGUGGAUAGCUUAAAGGCAAAAAAUCAUCCUGUAUUUUAUUCCAUCCUUAGAAAUGAAAAACACACCUCUUAGCAUUACUGUCCACAACACUGAUUUAAGGGUAGAAUUUUACAAAGUAUUGAAUAAACUUUGCCAAAGUAUCAAGUAUUUUGAUCUACAAAUGAAUAGAUAAUAAACACCACAAGAAACUUUUCUUUUUAAAAACUCCUGA